CUCAUUUAACUGGAGGAAAAAUUGGUGAUCGGCUAAUGGCAGAGGCCGAGACAAAUCUUGCCAUAAAUGUUCUUCCAGGCUUGUCUGAUUCAUUCGAAGUUCAAGGGAGAGGCGAACUUCAACUUGGUAUCUUAAUUGAGAACAUGAGGCGUGAGGGGUUUGAGCUUUCUGUUUCACCGCCUAAAGUAAUGUAUAAAAUUGAGAAAGGUGAAAAGCUUGAGCCAUUGGAAGAAGUGACAAUUGAGGUAAAUGAAGAGCAUGUGGGACUUGUUAUGGAAGCUCUAUCUCAUAGAAAAGCAGAUGUUGUCGACAUGGGUCCUGUUCCAGGGCAUGUUGGCAGGACUAGAAUGUCUUUGACUUGUCCAUCAAGGGGCCUGGUUGGGUAUAGGAGUGUGUUUAGUAGUGACACACGUGGCUCUGGGUUCAUGCACCGAGCUUUCCUGACCUAUGAAAAAUACCGGGGUCCUCUUGGAAAUGUCAGGAAAGGAGUAUUGGUUUCAAUGGGAAAUGGAACCAUCACUGCGCAUGCGCUUACGAGUUUAGAAGCUCGUGGAACUCUUUUUGUGGCCCCUGGAAUGGAGACAUAUGAUGGCAUGAUUAUUGGGGAGCACUCACGGGAUACAGAUCUUGAUGUCAACCCUGUGAGAAGUAAGGAGCUGACCAAUAUCCGUGCCCCUGGCAAGGAUGAGAAUGUGAAGUUGACCCCGCCUCGCCUUAUGACACUUGAAGAAGCAAUCGGAUACGUUGCUUCUGAUGAGCUCAUCGAGGUUACGCCAAAAGCCAUUCGGUUGAGGAAGCGAUACCUCGAUGCCAACAAGCGGAAAGCAAUGAGGAAUAGACCCAAAGAUUGAAGCUUCUUGCUUCACAAUUUUGUAACCUUUGGCCUCUAUCUGCUACACCCUGAUAAUUAUCGUGUUUCAUAUUCUUUAAUAUCUAUUAUGUAUAAUUUAUUGCGGCAUUGUCAACCUAAUUUACAGAAAUAUUUGGGUUGAAGAAAAACUCAGAGAUUGUAUUCAAGCAGUGAGUAAUUUACAAUAAUGAGAAAUCAUUAGUUGCAGAU
Telopea speciosissima is the source of this 1060-nucleotide messenger RNA. Its product is annotated as 50S ribosomal subunit assembly factor BipA. The coding region runs from base 36 to 851 and encodes 271 amino acids. The transcript has 12 exons. Lineage: Eukaryota; Viridiplantae; Streptophyta; Magnoliopsida; Proteales; Proteaceae. Gene Ontology annotation, cellular component: ribonucleoprotein complex; cytosol. Gene Ontology annotation, molecular function: GTPase activity. The record is from RefSeq and is a predicted model, not a curated record.